AUGGGAGCCUCAUUGAGCUCGCAAGCUGCGAGUUGCUGCUGCGUAACCAACCGGAGGGCCAUUUUUGCACCCCAUCAUGGCCCAGCUCCGGCCGAGGCCGGGCCAGUUCCAGCCGAGGCUCCGACAGUUCCGGCCACACCUUGUCCUUUAGACCUGGUGUUCACGCUGAGGGAGGGCCCGGCGGUGGUGGCCAGCACGGAUGACAUCAGCUUCCGCGGGCACAUCCAGGAUAAGGCUACAUCAUGUUACAUCUCCUUCCCGGGCAAGUUCAAGAGUGGCUGGGACGCCCUCGUGCAGGAGCUGCAUGGCGAAAGCGUGGCCUGCGUGUUUCUCUGCACAGCGGAGGAUGGGCUGGGAAAGCAUUCCGACGACCCCGAAGAUCCCGGGGCGCCGUGCUUCUGUCGCAGGAUCUAUGGGCUCCGCGACUACCUGACGUUCGGCUACUACUUUGAAGUGCCGCCUUGCACAGAGGAGGAGAUGGCCAAGCACCGCAAGAAGGCGGCGGCCAUGAACGCCAUCGUCGUGCGGAGCGACGCCAGUGUCGCGGAGAAGGACGAGGCCAAGCGCCAGGCCGAGCUGAAUUGGGCCGAGUGCAACCAAGCGGCAGCGUGGGGCUGUGCUUGGUAUGUUGCGUGGCUCGGCCGCGUGAUGGAGGCGGUUGAGAAGAAGCAGCGCCUGAAGAUCGUUUAUUUCCCUGGGCAAGUCGGGAAGGGCAAGCUGACAAUGGAACAGCUGGCAGACGCGGAUCUUUGGGAUGGAACUGGCUGCGGAGGAUCCCAGAAGUGCGAGAUCGCGACCGUGGACUUGAUGAAGCAGAAGUACGGGGCAGUCUGGGAGUAUGACGAAGUGGAUGUCACAGACUUCCUGCACUACGAGUUCCAGAAAGAAGGUGUCGUCGAUGCUCGAAGAGGGAUGUCUUGGCAGAGAGGCGUACUUGUUCAGGUUCCUGACGGGAAGACCUCGAGAUGGAGGGUGCGAUGCCAGGAGACAUCGGAGGAGUUUGACACCGAUCAUGUCCGCCAGGUCGCCGACACCUUUGACCAGUUGAUCCGGGCCAUUGGCUGCAACGUCCUUCAGCAAGUCCAUCAGAUGGCCAAGGAGAAGGAACAGGUCAACGAAGAUAUACGGCGCUUGUCUCACCUCGUUCCAGAGUGUGGCACCACAGUCCCCGAGCUGGUGCAAAGCCAAGGAAUCCAGAAAGCUAUUGAUUUUUUCUUUGACCAAAUGACACCAACGCCAUUCUUCACGGACUUGUAUGUCAAGUUACGCGAACUCAAAGCUCUGGAAGAUCAGAAACAGGCACUGAACUGUGCUGAGGGUGAUGCCGUGGAGGGUGUGGGCCAGGUAGCCUUGCAGCAGAUGCUUCGAGACAUCAUCAACUUGCAUUGCCCAGCAGCUGAUGUGGGAGCAUUGGCAUUGGGAAGGUUGCCCAGCGGUACGCCCUCUAUGUCACUCCGACUCCAAACUCGGGACAUCCGUGCCACGCAUCGCUUGCGGGACGUCGUGCUCAGCAGCGAGCUGGAGGCUGCCAUGAAUGCGGAGUUGUCGAAGAACUUGCCAGAGCACCGUAGAUGGCAGCUGCAAGUCGUGAAGACGGAGUUCUUCAAGAUGUACGAGCGCAGCCUCCUAAGCCUCUCAGAGUUGACGCCACACCAGCGCGAGCGGCUCCAGGAAAUGGAAGCCCAGGACCAGGACAUACACCUCUCGGCCCCAGCUGGGGCGGGCAAGACUUUCGUAGCUGUGCAGCACGUGCUGAAUACGCUUCAGCAGGCCCCCGAAGGGAACAUUCUGUACGUAGCACCCUGCGCAUCUCUAUGCUUCUACUUCCUGCGCUGGCUGGCUACAAGGCAUGCAGGCCAUUUGACUCCAGAGCCUUGGCGAUCAAGUGUCCAGCAGCUGCUCUCGAGAGUUCACGUCCUACACAACCCUUUUGGCGACGAGAGUUCUUUGCUGACCCCGCAACUUCAAAACAAUCAGUUGGUCUUGGUACCGAACAUGGUUGAGAUGCCCCUCUACUCUCUGGUUGUGGUUGACGAAGCUCACGACGUCUUCCGCCAGGAUGCUGACAGCCAUGUCGUGGACAAGCUCGUGGGAACGGCCACGCGAAAAAUCCUGCUCUCCGACUUGUCUCAGUCAUCGGUGCUGGUCCAUGCCUUUCCCGACCUUUACCAGGUGUCGCUGACCGAGGUUGUGAGAAACACCAAACGAAUCGUGGCGGGUGCGGCAGCUUUCCAACUGGCGGGCGGGGAAGACUUGGCUUGUGUCGGCUCGGAUGGUCCGCCGUUGAAGUCCUUCCUCUUCGAGACGCCUAUCCACGAUGCGGUCUUUCACCACUAUGGCGAGCAUACCCUCAAGGCCGUUUCGCACGUGCUCAGCUCAUUCCCAUGUCUCAACCUGCAUGGGCGCAUGGCACUCUUGGUGCCGGACGCAGCGUUUCUGGAGAAGUUUCAGCCACACCUCCAAACAGCCCUUUCACAGAUUACGAACCGGAAGUUUCGAUUAACGUCCUUUGAGAGCUAUUUGAGCUGCCUACUGCCACCAGGGUCCGAUGAGGAAGCUGUGGAGGAGUCUCUUCUCCUUGACACGGUCGACAAUGCCAAGGGGCUGGAGCAUAUGAUCGCGGUGUGCAUAGGUCUGGAUGCCACAAUUUCAGGAACGAGUUCGGAUAUGGUGACGCGAGCUCUACUGUACCAGGGCCUCACACGAGCGCAGCUGAUGGCCAUCGUGGUGAACGAGUUAGUGGUGGGUGGUUGGCUGGAGUUUCUUGGAUUGCUCAAGUUUCAGGAGAAGCAGUUCGACGCAACCUCGGUGUUCCAAGAGGCCUCCAGCGACGCGGCCAUGAACGUCUUGAAGGAGGUUCUUGAAGCCCAUGGCGACCAGUCUGCUGAUAGCCCUGUGCAUGUUGAAGCGAGUGGCGAAGGUCCGGAUUCGGACAAAACGGAGUGGUGUGAUGCGCAGAUGCGGGCCGUGCCGGUCAGCGAGCGGGAGACGUCCGUGUGGGACACGGCCGGGAACCAGAUCCAGGCUCAGAUUCGCCAGCUCCGCUUCGACCCACUCCAGCCGGUCCGAAGUGCGAGUCCGACCCCAGCAGAUACAAGGGUAGACAGCGCAGGGCCCGCACACAGUGUAGGGCCGUUAUCGAUGAUAGGCCCCGGGGAAGAACACCUGCCUUAUCUCUGUGUAGGCCGUCAUAAGGACAGAGCCAUCCUGGCCGAUAUCAUUGCUCCGGAUGCAAAAAACUUGGAACAAGUGCGCGAGGUGGCAGUCAAGCUACUCCAAGCCUCCUCUCAGAAGUUGGGGCCUGGACAAAGAACGCGGCUGAAGUGGAACAAUGGAAGUGUUUGCUGUUUGAUGGAUGAGCAAGCCAAACUGACGUACCUGGUUGUUACUAGCAGCGUGACGUACCCAGAACGAGAAGCAUUCCAGCUUCUUUACGACUUCCGCGGCCUGAUCGAGAGAGAUGACUCUAACCUGGAAGCGGCUGAGCACUCUCUGACUAGCAGAUUUCGAGAGCAGAUGCAAGCCUUGCUGAUUCAGUAUGAGUCUAAGGCAUGA
Molecule: messenger RNA, 3555 nt
Organism: Symbiodinium natans
Lineage: Eukaryota; Dinophyceae; Suessiales; Symbiodiniaceae
Source: the annotation of a GenBank genome assembly